Messenger RNA from Drosophila simulans, 7290 nucleotides. Its product is annotated as serine/arginine repetitive matrix protein 1. NCBI's taxonomy places the organism in Eukaryota, Metazoa, Arthropoda, Insecta, Diptera, Drosophilidae. The coding region runs from base 283 to 3855 and encodes 1190 amino acids. The transcript is spliced from 6 exons. The record is from RefSeq and is a predicted model, not a curated record. Gene Ontology annotation, molecular function: RNA binding.
GCAACGCAUACCUAUCGCCGUACUUGCCACCACUAAUACCAAUUGCAUCCCUCAAAAAAAUACUGCGUGUGAAAAAGACCCGAACUUUUCGCAUACCUUUCGGGUGCCUACUUAUCGAGUGGAAAAGCGCGCGUUACAGAUCAGAUCGAUUCGAUCGCAAGACGGCUGUUCAAAAUGUUAUAAAACACCGCGCCGCGUCCGUAGACAGUCGCUGUUCUACUUUAAAACACUCACCCACACACGCGCGCGCCGCCGAGUGUCAACAGCUGCCCUGGCGAAAAAAUGUCGGACAUUAACGAUGACCUGCUCAACUACGAGCUGGGCGAUGACAUCGAUGACCAGGCUCUUCUCGGCGCCGACGAGGAUGAGUUGCUACUCUCGGACGAAGAGCUCGAAAAGGAUGUCACCAGCGAGGUGAAGUUGCAGAUGCGCGCCGAGGCCGAGGAGUGGGCCCAGGAGCAGAUCAGACAGCACGAGCGCAAGCACAAGGAGCAAUUGCAGGCGGAUGCGACUGCAGCGACUGAAGCGACUGUUGCAGCCACGACCACGGCAGAGGUGGCGCAACCAGAGCUCGCUUCAACUCCUGCUCCGGCUCCUGUUCCUGCUAAACCUCUAGUCGCUCAGGUGGAGAAACAAAUUGACGCAGCCCACGCGGCUGUGGAAUCUGAGCCAGCGAAUGAACUGGUGUCAGCCAGUCGCUCGGAAUCCCCACAACAGCAAGCUAAAGAGGAAGCGCCUCCAGCUGAUUGCGCCGAAAAGGAGGCGACUCAGAAUAAUGGCAACAGCGAGGAGCCAGCUGAGAACGCUGGCAGUCAGAGUGAGGGUGAACGAGGACUGGGCUUGUGCUCGCUGCUGGCCUCAUCGCAGGAGAGCCUGCCCAGCGCCAGCUCAGCCUCUGUGAUUUCAGAGCUACCCGAUCCGCGCGAGGACGACGAAGAGCGCGAGGAGCGCACGAACUACAAGACGGCCAGCGAGCGAUCCGACAACAAUCUGCGGCAGCAUCAAGAACACGCACACAUGUCGCCCUACCAGCACCAGCAGCGGCGACACCACGGCCAUGGAGAUAAACCCCGCGUUGGCGGAGGUGGACGCUUCAUGCAUGGCCAGCAGCAGCAGCAACAGAGCCAGAUGGGCAAGCCGCCGCGUGGAAUCGGAACGCGCCACCAUCUGCUACGCAAUCCGUCGCCAAUUUCGCCCAUUUUCGGCAUACAGCAGCAGCGCAUGGGCAUGGCUGGGAUGCAGCCGCCGCCACAGCGAUAUGGCAUGCCGGGUAAUGCUCCACCACCGCAGCACCUGGCUCUGAUGAGCACGCCAGUGGGUGCUGCUCCCACCACCGCCUGCAUUCUCCCACUAACCGUUCCCGUAUCCCCGCUCACCCUGUCCAUACCGCAAGCCCAUCCCAGCCAUCAAGUUCAUCAACAACAACAGCAAACACUGAGCAAUCCGACAUUCAUUCCAAUUCCAGGCCAGUACCCGGCAACUCAGCCACCCAACCAGUCACCACAACAAGCACCGACCAACACACAACAGCCACACAGCGCUCCUGCCUCUCCCCUCCACACUCCCACGCAUUCGCACAUGAUGCACCACAGUCACAAUCCGAACGGAGGCGUGCUGCCCCACCUGCUGCCGCAUCCGCACGAGCAGGUGCGUGUGGGUCUGCUGCAACCACCGCCGCUGGCAUAUGCGCCCAAUCCGGGUGGCUAUCGCAAUGGAGCACUUCUGGGUCCGGGACCGGGACCUGGGCUACAUCAGCAACACCAGUCGCCGCACCAGCAGCAGUCGGGCAUGCGUCCGCCGCUGUAUCGGAACGCCCCGCCAUCGUACGGCUACGACCAGGGACAUCCACCCCAGCAUCCGCCGCAGUUCAUGCGGCCGCACAACGGCUGGCGACCGCAGGGCGACAAUGCGCGCAUGCAGCGACCUCCACUGCAAACGCUGCCACCGCACAUGAUGCCCGGCGCACCGCCGAACUAUGCCAAUGGCAUGGGGAUGCGAGGACCGCCGCCCCAGCAACAGCAGUCGCAGCAGCCGCCACAGCAGCAGCCAACACCGCAGCAGGCGGGCAAUCCCCUACAGCAGGCCGUCAAUCCUGGCCAGCCGCCGCAACAGCCGAAUGGACCGCCGCAGCAGCAGGGCUCGUCAUCGGUGCCCCGGGUCAGCAAGGUGCUCAUCAAUCCGAAUUUCAAGGGCGGCGUUGAAGCGGCUACCAACAAGUUCAUCAAGGAGACGCACUUUAUGCCCGCCAUUAACAGCGAGGCCGAGUUGCUGCGCCAGCAGGAGGAGUUCAUCAACAAGAAUCGACAGUACUUUGAGAAGCGACGGAUGGAACGCUCGCCGCCGUCGUCGGGCUCCUCCACCGGAGCAGCCACCUCCGGCCAGGCAGGCGAACGGAGGCGAACACGUAGCCGCAGUCGCUCUCGUGGUCGCAGUUACUCACCCGUUAAGCGCGUGGAGAGGGAACGCGAGCGGGAGCGGGAGCGCGAGAGGGAUCGUGAAAGGGAGCGGGAUCGGGAGCGAGAUCGUGAGCGAUAUGGCGCCAAUCGGGCGGCAGGAAACCGAGGUUUCCGACGGGCAUCCAGUCGGGAUAGAGACGAGAAUCGUGGUGCAGCAAGCACCGCCAGUGUCCAAGGAGCGGGCGGAGCAGCAUCCAGCGGAGCUGCGCCCCCCAAGCGGCGAAGGAGUGGCUCGGCCGGAGGAGGCACUGCCCGCAAUCCAUUCUCUGGCGAGCCGCGCGGCCGACCAUCCGAAACAGGCAACCGCAGUAUGCCCAGCGACGAGGACGAGGAGACCCGCAACUAUCGCCUGGAGAUCGAGAAGCAGAAGCAACUGCGCGAGAAGAUCAUGCGAGACAAGGAGCUGAAGCGUCGGCGCGCAGCCGAGGAGAAGCUACACGAGGAGAAACGCGCCGAGCAGCACAACACUUCGCCAGCCCGCGACGACCAGGAAGUGGCCGCCGGACUAGGAUCUGCAGCGCCCACAGCAGCAGCGUCUAAGCAUCGGCCAGCCGCGUCAGUCGGCGAGCGCAAGGUGAUCUCGCUGAAGCGUCGCGACGACCAGGAUGCGGGCAGCGUACGCAGCAGGCAGGCACAGGGAUCGCAGUCCAAUGCUCAGGCAGGCCAAGGCCAGCAGCAGCAGCAGCAGCCGGCGCGCAAGCAACUAACGGCGGCGAAGAUAGCGCCAGAGGCAAAGCGCAGUAUAACCGAUCACCUGGCGCCAUCCUCCAAGCAGCAUCAUCAUCAUCAUCAGCAGCAUCAGACUGCAGCGGCGCCGUCGAGAACGGUGGUACUGGGAUCGGGAGCUGUGGCCGGCGGCACGCCGCCGAAGCCGCGCGAUAUGCUGCGCCUGGGCACGCCCAGCGACGAUGAAGUGGAGCUGGACUAUGAUGACGAUGACCUGCUGCUGGACGAGGAGGAUCGUUUGUUGGCCACGCCAUCGCCGCCGCCGCAGAAGGCGAGCAGCAAGAGAUCGGCCACGCCGGAGCGGAACCACAAGGCGAUGCGCGGCGGCAGCUCGACAACAGCGCCCAGCUUUAGCUCCAACCAGCGGCGAGUGGUGCUCAAGCCGACCAGCAAUGGCAGCAGCAGCGGCGGUGGAGAUCAGCAGCAGUUGUCGCACGGCGGCAGGCAGCGGGAUCGGAGGCGAGGUGGAGAGGAUAGCGCACUGCAGCGGAAAGGUGGAGCAGGCAGCGUUGGCGGAGGCGGCAGCAGCAGCUCGGGAUCUGGCGGAGGGAUCUUCGAUCGGCUGAAGAAGCGUGUGGCCGUCUCAGGAGGAGGGAGCAGCGGUGGAGGCGGCGGGAGCAGCCACAAGCAGCGAUCCAAGGCGCCCGCCCGCAUCGUACUCAAGCACGAUUGAUAAGAAGAUUUAGUUUAAGAAUAUAUAGUUUUCUAUAUCUAUCAUCGAUUAUCUCUGUAGUAGAUAGGAGAUGUACGACGAUGGGAUGUAGUGCAGUAAGCGAAACUUUAGCCUUAAGUUAAAAAAUUAUAAAUAGUUGAGCUGUCUAUAUAAAUAGCGGAUAAUACAUAUAUGUAGAUGUCAUGCAAUUGGUGGGUAUGCGCGAGGGUCUCUACCCCGUGCUACAUGCGGUAUGCGAAUUCAUUUAGCUUUAAGUGUACAAAUCUUAUCAAUGACUAAAACGUGCUUCGUUUUCUUAAUCGCUAUUUGUAUUUAAACGUAGGAUUAAUUGGAAUGCUUAAAGCUUGACCUGGACAACAAAACAAUUACCGUAGAUAACUUUAGCAACACAAACUAGGACCCAAAUGUGCAUACUAUAUGCAUGCUCAUAGUUCUUAGCCUAUGUAAUCAAGUGAACAAUAUUUACACCUCUACAUACAUUUAUAUAUACAUAUACAUAUAUUGUAUAUAUUUAUUUAUAAAUACUUCAAUUUAGUUUUAAGCACUGAGCGCCUAUUUUUUAUGAUGACAAUUCUACAAGAUUUUAUUGAAAGAAAGAGAAGUUGAGAAGUGCACAUGCUUCUUAGGAAUUUACUUUAAAUUUACCUUUAGUUAUUUGAAUUAUUUUAUACAUUGUGCCCCGUUGAUUGUAAAUGAAAUUUAUUGUCUGUUCGUUUGUGUUCUCUGUAACUACUAUAAACCACAUACGAAACUAUGUUUGUUUGUGAACUAGUUUAACUAAUAAACUUGAAAUAUUGCAGCAUAUAACGUAAUUGUACACACAAAGCAAUACCUUAAUGGCCUGGAAAAACGCAGACACAUAGAAUGCUACCGAUUAAUUGGUAAUGCAGAAUGAUCAAACCAUAAAAUACAAUAGCAUAGCACAUAGAAUACCACAUACCACUUAUCACUCACUUAACAAACUGGCCAGUUAAAGAGUAAUCAGCGGAAUAAAGUCUUCGUUGGUUAACCGCAGAAUUGAUGAUGAGCAAUGAUGGAUACCCUAGUAAUACUAAGUAAUUGUACAUAAUACAAUCGCACUAUUCGGCUAGCCACAUUUAUGUAAACACACCACACACACUUUCCUACGAAAGCUGAGAACAUAUUGUCCGAUCUAGAACAACAGCCAUAAACUUCACUUAGAUUACUUGCGUCUAAGAUAAUGCGAAAUGCCUAGACUAAAGAGAUUGUUAAAUUAUUGCCACUCCCGCUCCCCAGAAUUAUAAAUAUAUAUAUAUGUAUACUUAAAUCCUAGAGAGAUAUGCAAGGACCAUUGUAAUUGGACAGCAAGCAUUGUACUUUGCAACUAUUGCAACUCUAGAAACCCCAAUCGAUAAGCUAAUGAAUGGAUACGUUAAUAUGAGUCAUUUUUAUUGUAACUAAGCUAACUAGAUAAUGAAAAGGUAGAGGUAUAUCGCAAAUGCAGAUGACAUGAAAUGUACUAAAAUCAAUCUAUUAAAAACGCAUCCGAAUCCCAAUGCGGUACAAGCUUGACUUUUGCAUUGAUGUAAUUGGCACAAAGAGAUACAAAUGUAACUAUCUAACUAUCUAUAUGUGUGGCGAAGGUAAUUGUUGAUGCGGAGAAGGGGUCGCAACGCUAGAAAAUGAUAAGAUUUAAUGGGAAGCGCAUAAAGAAGUCGUAUAUGCCGAGGCAUAUACAUACGUAUAACUCUAGUAAUCGUAAUGCUACACACAAUAUGAUAUAAUAUAUGGACUAAUAAAAACCAAUUAUACCACGUGCACACAUAAAAGCGUGCGGCAGCAUAACUGUAUAAACAUCUAAAAAUUAUUCCAAGUGAUUUUAGCUUUUUAAGAACCAAGUCGAAACAAACUGAACACUCGUACUCGUAGUGGAAAACACGAAAUAGCGCAAGCAAAUGACAAAACAAAAAUUGAAAUGAUUCCAAUUUGCAAAUCCGAGUCUGUGAUUAUUUUUAUAUUAUUCUUAUUAUUAUGCAUAUACAUAUAUUACGAUAUAUAACAACUAUCCAUUACGGCCCCACCCCCACAGAUCCCCAACAUACUCGUAAUAAUUUUGUUUAUCCACCCCAGCGUUUUCCCAAAACUUUUCUUAUUUUGUACACCUCAAACAACUACAAGCCUAUAACUCUAAAAUCAAAUACUAGAAUUAAGUGCUAGUUAAAUCGGUUUGCGAUCAGGCUCCAACGCUCCAUUCUCAGUCAGAUAGAUUAGAUUACUAGGGAUUCGUCAUUUAUGUGUGAUAUACUAUAUAUAAAUUUGUAUAGUGCUGUAAUGCUUUUUUGCGGGAUGGGGAGAGUGGAGUGGAGUGGAGUGUUUGGAGCGAUGUGAUCAACGCCUAUUUAGUGUUUAAGUGCAUUAUAUUUUCGGGGCACCAGUUUCGAUACUGGGCCCCACACACAAGACAACACCACCAUCCUAAUAUUCCUCGCAUUUUCCCAGCUUUAGAUUUUCAGUUCGAAUCGCCAAUACAUUUUACCUGUGUAUAGUGUAUAGUUAAGAACCGACUAGCAGAAAUGCAAACACUAUUCGAUGUUAGUUAUCUAUAUAUGUACCUAGAAAGUUACUCUCUAUGUGUGCACGAAACCUAUCCGUAAAUUUAUUUAUUAUAAUUUUAAGCAUUUUGAACGAUAAUAUCUCUGUUUCUACACGCCCAAAGUUUUUUGAUUUGUUAGCCCUAGACAAAUAGUUUGAUUUUGUUAUAGUUUGUAACUUAACUUUUCUACUCCCCUUAUUGUUUAUGCCACUGUUAUCACGCCAAACUGUUCCUAACCCAAUCCCAUGCCACACCAAAUCAAUUACGUGUAAUAUCCACCAUUUAAAACUAACCUAAAAAUGUCAAUUCGAACUUUUUUCGAUGGCAAACGCAACUGUACCCCCAAUGCUCCUUAUUCCAUCACAUUCCCUAUCCCCCUCUCUCUCGCUCUCUGACAACUAUCUCUCUCUCUCUCUCUGACACCUAUAUCUAUCUCUUACCAUCGCAAUAGCUGUGUCUCUGUCUCGCGCGUGCACAUGCAUUAGAGCAGAGCAGAGAUACCCAGAUAUUAACCUAAUUGUAAUCAUAUAUAAAACCUAUACCUAAUUUUCUUUCAGCACUAUUCUUUGUACAAAUCGAAAGAAAAAAUUGACAAAAAAGAACGUACAAAAAAAUCAAAUCAAAUGAAACGAAAAGAAUGACAACAACUUAAAAACCAAAAAAAAAAAACGAAAAAAAAUGAGAAAAAAGGAAUGAAUAAAUUACAGAAAGUAGUUAGAUUGUGGGCGAGGUGCCACUUGACGAGGGAAGCUCCGCGGGCAGCUCGCCAAAGAACUUUUGAAGAAGACUAAAUAAACUGAUAUAUACAUGAGAAUACAUGAUAUAUAUAGAGACCCAGUCCUGUAUAUAUUUGUAUAUGUAUAUUUUUUACAGCAUUCAAA